AUGGGUGUCGUCUCCGGGGGACUUAGUGACGGCGCCCUACUGUCGGACGGUACUAGGACGCUGUCAAAUGAAGGAAAUUUGCCUUCUGGAGUUGAGAUGGAAAUGGAAACUAUUCCUAUCACUGAGCCGGAUCAUGAAGGUUAUCGUAGGUUCUUGAGAAUGGACACGGAUACCUUCCAGUUUUUACUCCAGAAGAUAGAACCCUUGAUUUCAAAGCAAGACACGGUGAUGCGAAGAGCCAUCCCUGCAGGAGAACGCUUAGCGAUCACCCUACGUUAUUUAGCAACAGGAAAGACCCAAUCUUCGAUGGCAUUUAACUUCCGUGUGGCACCGAACACCAUUUCGUUGAUAAUUCCGGCUGUGUGCACUGCAAUGUAUGCUGUUCUGCAAGAAUACUUACGUGUUCCACAAUGCCCAGAAGACUGGAAAGACAUUGCAGCUGGGUUCCAGGAGCUAUGGAAUUUCCCUAAUUGCAUAGGUGCUUUGGACGGGAAACAUAUUAAUAUAGAACCUCCACCAAACUCAGGUUCUGCAUAUUGGAACUACAAACAUUUCUACAGCAUAGUUUUAAUGGCAUUGGUAGAUGCCAAUCUCAUGUUUGUGUAUGUCGAUGUGGGGACAAAUGGCAGAGUCAGCAAUGGUGGCGUGUGGGAUAAGUCCAAGUUGAAUGCAGCAAUGGAAGCUGGUGAGCUUUUCAUACCGAAAGCUCAACCAUUGCCUAACUCAAAUGUACUUGUUCCACAAGUCAUUGUAGCGGAUGAUGCCUUCCCACUUGGCAUACAUUUAAUGAAGCCAUUCACUGGAGAUUAUCUGGAAGAGGACCAGAUUAUCUUUAAUUACAGGUUGUCAAGAGCUCGAAGAGUGUCCGAAAAUGCUUUCGGCAUCAUGGCUUCCCGUUUCCGCAUUUUCCAAACCAAAAUGCUUACGACACCAUCAAAUGCCGUCCAAAUUGUGAUGGCAGCCUGUGCUUUGCACAAUUUUCUAAGAGCAAGGUGCACAAAUCUUUACACACCUCCAUCAAGUAUCGAUAGAGAAGAUACAGAAAAGCACCAACUGUAUCCAGCCUCAUCAGCAGGUGGCAAGGUAAAAUUUGCCGAUGAGCAGGAGGAAUUGAUGGAGGCGAGUGUUUUGCACGCCUCUGUCAACAGCUUAUCCUCCUCCCCAUUGUUGGCUGUGCUUUUGGGCUGUUUUCUUUGUUUUUGCGAAGUUAGAGGGGUAGUUGCCACCCUUUUUUUUGAAGGUGGUGGGGUAUUCAGGUUUGAUGCCUGCACAGAACACGCAGCACUGGCAGAGGACUCUGCUGCUGGAGCCAUGCUGAUGUUCGGCAGUGGGUCCAGGAUCCUGCGAAUAUCCCAGCGAGAUAUCAUCCUCUGCGGUAACAGGUUGACUGCAAACCUAGGAAAAAUUCGUAGCAUAUGA
This is a messenger RNA of Uloborus diversus, 1419 nucleotides long. RefSeq lists its product as uncharacterized. The transcript is spliced from 5 exons. The coding region runs from base 1 to 1419 and encodes 472 amino acids. NCBI's taxonomy places the organism in Eukaryota, Metazoa, Arthropoda, Arachnida, Araneae, Uloboridae. The record is from RefSeq and is a predicted model, not a curated record.